Molecule: messenger RNA, 951 nt
Organism: Candidozyma auris
Lineage: Eukaryota; Fungi; Ascomycota; Pichiomycetes; Serinales; Metschnikowiaceae
Exons: 1
Coding region: 1-951 (316 amino acids)
Source: RefSeq, a predicted model, not a curated record
AUGGUGUCUUCGUGCAUCAGCUUGUCGCUUGUUAAUCCAGUGAAGCUAUACUACGUGCCAGGCUCUACUCUGUGGCUACGUAUAUUCAGCACCUUCAGCACGUGGAAUCCGAUAGGCUUUACCCUUUUGGUACAGAUGAUGUUUUUGAACAAUGUCUGUGGGAACAUUGAGCGCUCUUACAUCUUGGAAUUGGGGAUGUUUCCCAGAAAAGUGGUGCGCCAGCUAGAUGGAGCGAAGCGGGUCAGAAUGAAGCAGAAGUUCGAGAGGUACCGGAGCCUUGACUUUGCGUGGUUCCUCAUGCAGCUAGCAAUAUCAUGUAUUGUGGCUGCUCACCUUCAGCAGAAAGUCACGGGUAUGUUUCACGUACCUCCAUGGCUCAUGGGACAUGUUCUUGACAAUGUGCUUUUGUACAUUGCAGGCAAGCUCACACCGGAGGAAGGCCUCACCAUGGUCAUAAUAGCAGUGAAGAAAAGAUACGCUUUCUGGGUAUUCUCCGUGGUGAAUUACGUGUUCUCCCAAGAAGUGGCUGAUGUUCCGGUGAUGUGGACUAUGUCUGGGACAAUGGCAACGAUCAAGUACAUUCUCCAAGGCCAGGUUCUCUGGUGCACCAUAUCGAAGGUGAUUGUGGGCCAUUUCUGGUGGUUUCUUCGAUACUUCAUCUUGGAGGAUGUGUACAAUGAGAGCAAGACAGAGUCAAGAGAGCAGUGGCUGGUGGCAUUUGAGCAAUUUGAGACGAGAGAUCCCGUGAAAGAGAAAUUUCAGAACAUGGUGGGAGACUUUAUUCGGUUCCUUGUUAUUCCUCCGUGGUACGCCAUCGAGAUCAGAAAGCUUCUCAACGAAGAGCCACAGGAGCCCCAGGAGGAGCCGGUCGAGCAGAGGGAAGUUCAAGAAGACCUUGCUCAGGAGGUUCCAGUUCAGGAGGAGCCCGUUCAAGAGCUAGAUGCUAGGUAG